Trichomonas vaginalis G3 is the source of this 987-nucleotide messenger RNA. Its product is annotated as cilia- and flagella-associated protein 58-related family. Lineage: Eukaryota; Parabasalia; Trichomonadida; Trichomonadidae. The transcript has a single exon. The coding region runs from base 1 to 987 and encodes 328 amino acids. The record is from RefSeq and is a predicted model, not a curated record. Gene Ontology annotation, cellular component: cytoskeleton.
AUGAAAGUGUUGAUGAGUUCGAAUAUAUUGAAUCAAUUGCAUUCAACAUAUAACUUAUUUUAUCAAAAGCAGAUUCAUGACAGAAUUUAUUCAUUAGAUCUAUUAAAAGAGAAGAUUGUUCUUAUUGAAGGCCGUCUUAAAUCAGAAUCAGCAACAUACACACAGAAAUGCCAUGAAGUCGACGAAUUGAAGAAAACAUUGUUGUCCGAAGUUGAAAAACAGAAGAAAUUGAUGGACAAAUCGAAACAUUCCGUUUAUUUACGAACGGAAUGUCGAAAUCUUGAGAAAGGAAUCCUUUUCCAACAAGGUCGUGUUCGUGCUCUUGAAGAUGAACUUGAAACGCCGAUGAAUAUCCACAGAUGGCGUUUCUUAGAAGCAUCGAAUCCAGAACUUCUUAAUCUCCUCAAGAUGACACAAGAACUCCGAAACAAACUUAUGGAACGUCUUUAUCGAAUCGACAAACUUAAAGUUCUUCGUGAAGAACGUCGUAAACUUCUUGUUCGCGAACAAAGGAAAGUUGGAAGUCAAACGAAAGAUGACGGUGAUGAAGAAAUUAGAAUUCUUGAAGAACAGCUCGAAAUGAAGACGAAACAACUUCAAGAGAUCGAAACAGAGCUGUUUGAUCGCUCAAGUAACAUCGAUGAACUUAAGAAGAGUGUUGAAGAAGUUCGUGGUGAACUCAAUUACACUAAAUCAUCAUAUUUCAUGGAGAAGAAGAAAGUCCACGAGAUGAGGUCAUCAACACAGUCAAAAACAGAAGAAAUAGCAGGAAACACAGCCAAGUUCAUUGGCGGUGGAUUCCCAGUCAGUUCAGUUCCUUCAACAGCACAAUCUAUCUCUGCAAUCGAAGGGAACAAGAUAAACAAAGCAAUCGUAAUUCCGAAAGUAACAAAUUCUCGUCCUUCGAAAGUUUUACCUAAAGGAUGGAAUCCAUCACGACAAGCACUCAAACCUUUCUUACCAACUGUCUCCGAACUUCGUGCUUAA